Puccinia graminis f. sp. tritici CRL 75-36-700-3 is the source of this 1352-nucleotide messenger RNA. RefSeq lists its product as uncharacterized. Gene Ontology annotation, cellular component: ribosome. The record is from RefSeq and is a predicted model, not a curated record. Bases 121 to 756 code for a protein of 211 amino acids. Lineage: Eukaryota; Fungi; Basidiomycota; Pucciniomycetes; Pucciniales; Pucciniaceae. Gene Ontology annotation, biological process: translation. Gene Ontology annotation, molecular function: structural constituent of ribosome. The transcript is spliced from 4 exons.
GGCUCGAAGUUGGACUUUCGCCUCAACAUCAAAGCCGAGCAACACCACUUCCCUGGAAUCGUCCGGACCCAUACAAACUAUACCUCGUGGUCGUGACAAGCUCUACAGGAAAUCUUCAGGAUGUCUCGGAUAACAACGGCGUGUUGCGGACUAUCACGAUUGCCCCGUGGAGCUCUGGCCCAACCCCUCUACCGGCAUCUACACCCCAAAUCGAAAUCGCCAUCGAUCCAAGGAACGUUUUCGUACGCCACCCAGGCUCCCAUUCCUAGCUCGGCUACCACUCAGAAAGCCCCAGUAGGUGCUGCCAAGACUGGAUCGGAUGUCGAGAAAGUUCAAUUCACACCAAAGAUCGAAGAAUUGGUUCAAACUAUCAGUCAAUUGAGCUUGUUGGAGGCCGCUGAAUUGGUUGACGCUUUGAAGUCAAGACUGAAGAUUACCGAAGUAGCUAUGCCUGUCCAAGCCCCUUCCAGUAGCGGACAAUCUAGUGAUGCUGGAAGCGCAAAAGAAAAGAAGGCGGAACCUGAAAAGCCGAAGGAGAAGACAGUCUUCAGUCUAACCUUGACACAAAUCGAUGCCACCCAAAAAGCUAAGGUCAUCAAAGAAGUCAAGACUAUUAUGCCCAACAUGAACUUGGUCGAGGCCAAGAAAUUCGUGGAAAGUUUACCCAAACAACUCAAAGAGAACGGAACGAAGGACGAGAUUGAAAAACUAAAGAAAGCCUUAGAAAGUGUAGGUGCAACAGUCAAGGUCGAAUAGAUGUCGAGAAUGUGAUAGGAUAGCGUAGCGAUGGUGCACCCUUAUCAAGACAAUAAAAGCCCCGAUUUCGUGUGUAAAAGUGAAUGAGUUGAACUCCUUAACUCGACUCAACCAUUAGCCGGACGUGAACUUGGAGCGCUCUUGAAUGCAGCUGAUUGCACCAACUCGACAAUCCAGUCGACUAUAAUUCUUACACCAUUAUGCCAUGGAUCCUUCACUUUUGCCGCUUAUCCAAUCUCUGUCUCUAUGAAGCAAUGCAGUUGUAGAAAGUUCUUCUCAUCGAUUUGGCUUUCAAACCCAGGUUUCAAAUGUAUCUCAUAUCUCCUUGUCGCUCGAACUUAUCAUGAGAUGAAAGGCUAUAUAAGGAGGAUCUCACCUUGGAGUAGAGUUCUAGACACUCUUGGCCGUGUUAUCAAUUGCUCUGAGAAGAUUACACUUGCCAAUCUGAUCUGAAUGGCUCAUUGUUGCUGCAUGCCAGGAUCCUUAUAUGUUUAGACUUUCCAAGUGAAUUAAGGUACAUAAUCAGAUCAAGGAUUGGGACUCCUGCAUAUUCCAGCUGGAUCAGCAAAGUUUGGUAAUUUUGCUGGAAGAUCAGG